AUGCAUUCCGCGUUGGAGCCUGAGAGAAACGAGGAAGAUGAACCACGUGGAGGAGGAAGCAAUUCUCUUAAGAGGAAAUUCUCUGAAAUCGAUGGAGAUCAGCCUCCUGAUGGGCUAAAGCUACUCUUUUUCUCCUAUGUUUGCAGCAGUUAUGAGUCGAAGGUCUACGAGGUUGCAAAGAAGAGGAACACAAUUGCUCUUCUGGGGACAGGAACUGAUAAGUCAGGGAUAACCAACAUGCUUAUCAAAGCCAUGUCCUCUUCUGAUUCCGUCAAAAGAUUGAUAAUUGUCUUGGCUCCGACUGUAAAUCUUGUCAAACAGCAAUGCUGUGAGAUCAAAGCACAAGUGAAUCUCAAGGUCCAAGAGUAUUUUGGAGCUAAAGGAGUUGAUAAAUGGACAUCCCACCGCUGGGAAGAGGAACUUAGCAACCACGAUGUUCUGGUUAUGAUUCCUCAAAUACUGUUGGAUGCCCUCAGAAGUGGAUUCCUGAAAUUAGAGAUGGUAUCUCUUCUAGUAAUAGAUGAAUGCAAUCGCACCACUGGCUUUCAUCCCUAUGCGAAAAUAAUGAAGGAGUUCUAUCACAAAUCUACUGACAAACCAAAGAUAUUUGGAUUAACUACAUCAGCCGUCGUUAGAAAAGAUCAAGUAUCACAACUUGAGAACGUCAUGGACUCACAGAUUUUUAACCUUGAAGAGGAGCAAGGGGUGGAAAAGUUUGCUACAACAGUAAAAGAGGGUCCAAUAUUUUAUGACCCACCACCUUUCUGUAGUUUGGAAUUGAAAGAAAAGCUGGAAACUUCGCACCUCAAGUUUGAUGCUUCUCUUUUAAGGCUUCAAGAAGUGGAAAAAGGCAGUUUUUCCAACAUCGAUGAUAAGCUUAAGACAUCUCAAAAGCAAAUGUCCAUUGACUACAGCGAGAUUUUGCAUUGCCUUGAUAAUCUUGGGCUGAUUUGCGCGCAUUUGGCGACUGAAGUCGGCUUGGAGAAAAUCUCAGUUUUGAAAGAGGAAAGUGAAGCUUAUAAAGAAUGUUCAAUGGUUUGCAAGGAAUUCCUUGAGGAUAUCUUAUUCAUAAUUGGGGAGUAUUUGAAGCAAGAAAAUAAGAAUUCAGUAGAUUUGCAGCAAGACAAUCUGUCAGCAGUGAAAUUGGGACGUGUAUCUCCAAAGUUACAAGAACUCUUCCGUCUAUUGGAUUCAUUUAGAGGUGAAAGACAAAAGCCAUGCCUUAUUUUAGUUGACAGAAUUAUCACGGGAGAAGUGAUCAAAAGAUAUGUGAAGAAAGAAGCCUCUUUAGCUCACCUUAAUGUCUUGUAUCUAAUCGGAAAUAAUGCCUCCACCCAGGCAUUGGCACAGAAAACGCAAAUUGAAAUCCCUGAUUCAUUUCAUGUUGGCAAGGUGAAUCUUUUAUUUAUCACUGAUGUGGUUGAAGAGGGAUAUCAGGUACCAAAUUGCUCAUGCGUGGUAUGUUUUGACCUGCCCAAAACAGUGUGUAGUUACUCGCAGUCUCAAGAACUGGCCAAACAGAGUAACUCUAAAUCUAUUAUGUUUCUUGAAAGGGGGAACCCGAAACAAAGAGACAAUCUGUAUGAUCUUAUGCGAACAGAAGUCCCAAUGCGAGAUCCAGAAACUCCAAACUUGAAAUUGUGUCUACCUCCAGUGAUAAAUGGCCAUGAUGUGAAGGAAAAUGCAGUCAUGGUUAUUCCAGAUUCUAGCAUCACUGUCAUUGAGGAAGCAGCUGCCACUCAAACUAUAAUUGAUCCUCCUAGUGCAAAUGAGCAGUUAGCAUGUAAGAAGUUACGUCAACUGGACGCAUUGGAUAACCAAAUUUUACAAUGCAGCGCCAAAAAGAAGGUUGCCUCUUCUAAAAGUAAACCAUCUUCAUCGGCUGCAGGUUCAAAAAAACGUAAGGAGUUGCACGGGACAGCCCGUGCAAAUGCAUUGUCAGGAACCUGGGGAGAAAAUCUUGAUGGUGCCAUCUUUCAGGCUUAUAAGUUUGACUUCUGUUGUGAUAUUUCUGAGGAGGCGUACUCGAGUUUCUCUCUUUUGAUUGAGUCAACCCUUGCCGAGGAUGUGUGUAAUGUCGAGAUGGACCUUUACUUGGUCAGGAAGUUAGUUAAGGCUUCCAUCUCUCCUUGUGGCCAGAUACGCUUGAGUCACGAAGAGAUGAACAAAGCAAAGUGUUUUCAGCAGUUUUUCUUUAAUGGCAUGUUUGGAAAGUUGUUUGUUGCAUCUAAGUCACUGGGAACAAAGAGAGAAUUUUUGCUUCAAACUGACACAAGUUCUCUUUGGCAUCCUUCCUUUAUGUUUCUACUCCUACCAAUUGAAUCAAAUAUUCUAGUUUCAAGUGUGACGAUUGAUUGGUCGGCUAUCAACUUCUGUGCCUCGGUAGUUGAGUUCUUGAAGAAAAAUGCUCUCCUUGAAUUUCGGGUUAGUGAUGGAAAUCAUUGCAACACCUCACUCGGUCAGGAGGUUUUACUCAAGGAUGAAAAAGAUGAUAUGAAUCUGAUUCAUUUUGCCAACGGUUCAUCGGAUAAAAAUAGUCUGGAAGAAGUUGUGGUCGUUGCAAUUCAUACCGGAAAAAUAUACUCUAUAGUUGAUGUUGUAAAAGAUUCUUCUGCUAUGAGCCCGUUUGCAGAUGAUGCCUCAUCAGAAUAUGCUAGCUAUGCAGAAUAUUUUAAUAAAAAGUAUGGGAUUGUACUGGCGCACGUGCACCAGCCGUUGUUGAAGUUGAAGCAGAGUCACCAUGCGCACAACCUUUUAGUCAACUUCAAUGAAGACAUGCUUGUGAAGACGGAAUCAGUAGAUGGUAAUGUUAGAAAAAGAAAACCAAAUAUCUAUGCGCAUUUGCCUCCGGAGCUUUUGGUCAGAAUUGAUGUGCCGCGUGCUGUGCUAAAAUCAAUCUACUUGCUGCCCUCAGUGAUGCACCGCCUAGAGUCUCUAAUGUUGGCCAGCCAGCUUAGGGAAGAUAUUGAUUGCAACAUUGAUAACUUCAGUAUAUCGAGUACAUCAAUUCUUGAAGCACUUACAGCACUGACAUGCUCUGAAGCGUUUUCCAUGGAGCGGUUGGAACUGCUUGGAGAUUCAGUCUUAAAAUAUGUUGUGAGCUGUUAUCUAUUCCUUAAGUAUCCUGACAAAGACGAGGGACAACUUACGCGGCAGAGGCAAUCGAUUAUAUCUAAUUCAAAUCUUCACCACUUGGCAACAGAUCGCAAACUACAGGGAUACAUAAGAAACGGUGCUUUUGAACCGCGUCGGUGGACCGCACCUGGUCAAUUUUCUCUCUUUCCCAUUCCUUGCAAGUGUGGGAUUGAUACUAGAGAAGUACCAUUGGACCCAAAAUUCUUCACAGAGAACAUGACUAAAAAAAUUGGAAAGUCUUGCGACAUGGGUCAUAGAUGGACGGUUUCAAAAUCUGUAUCAGAUUGCGCAGAGGCCUUGAUUGGUGCCUAUUAUGUUAGCGGUCGAUUGCCUGCGGCUCUUCAUAUGAUGAAAUGGCUUGGUGUUAACAUCGAGUUUGACACAAAAUUAGUCACUGAAGCCAUCAAUAGAGUUUCUCUACGGUGUUACAUCCCUAAAGACAAUGAGCUCGCGGAGUUGGAGACAAAGAUCCGACAUGAAUUCUCUGCGAAGUUCCUUUUAAAAGAGGCUAUCACACACUCUUCUGUUCAUGAAUCAUAUUCGUAUGAGAGAUUGGAGUUUCUUGGUGAUUCUGUACUGGAUUUUCUAAUCACCCGUCAUCUUUUUAGCACCUACGAACAGACAGGGCCAGGAGAGAUGACUGAUCUUCGUUCUGCAUGUGUAAAUAACGAAAAUUUUGCACAAGUUGCAGUGAAAAAUAAUCUGCAUACCUACCUUCAACGCUGUGCUGCAGCUCUUGAGACUCAAAUAAAUGAGUAUUUGAUGUCUUUUGGAAGGCCAGAUGAAACUGGUAGAUCAAUCCCUUCAAUACAGGGCCCUAAGGCUCUUGGAGACGUGGUGGAGAGUAUCGCUGGAGCAUUGCUGAUUGAUACAAGGUUAGAUCUUGAUCAGGUGUGGAGAGUCUUUGAGCCAUUGCUUUCUCCACUUGUAACUCCGGAUAAACUUCAGCUUCCUCCAUUCCGGGAGCUCAAUGAGCUAUGCGACUCUCUUGGGUAUUUCUCCCGGGUGAAAUGCACAAAUGAUGGUGUGAAGGCACAAGCCACGAUCCAGUUGCAGCUGGACGAUGUUCUUCUGACCGGAGAUGGAUCUGAACAGACAAAUAAACUGGCAUUGGGAAAAGCAGCUUCACAUUUGCUUAAGCAGCUUGAGGAGAGGAACAUUUCACGUAAAAUCUUGAUCGGGGAUAAUCAAAGUUCCAUGGUUGUCGAUCUUGCUUGCAAUCAUAGCGACAGAGAAACUCUGGCUUCAGAUUCUAUUGAAAUUCAGAGUGUAGUGAUCCCAGUUAUAGGACCUAUAAACAUGAAGAAAGGAGGGCCCCGUGGAACUCUACAUGAGUUCUGCAAGAAGCAUCUCUGGCCAGUGCCUACUUUCGAAACCCUGGAAGAGAAAUCUCGAACUGCGUUUGAAUUCACAGAUGGCGAUGAGAAGCGGACUAGCUUCAGCAGUUUCAUAUCGACUGUAACCCUAAGGAUACCCAAUCGUGAGGCUGUACUGUAUACUGGAAAAGCCAGGCCUGACAAAAAGAGCUCCUUUGACUCUGCAGUAGUGGAACUGCUCUAUGAGCUUGAGCGCCGCAAGAUCGUCACCAUACAAAAGUAA
Molecule: messenger RNA, 4734 nt
Organism: Arabis nemorensis
Lineage: Eukaryota; Viridiplantae; Streptophyta; Magnoliopsida; Brassicales; Brassicaceae
Source: the annotation of a GenBank genome assembly